UGACGACAUUCCUCCCGGGUUCUGCGCCCCGCAGCGUAGUAACCCCACGGCAGGCGACCGUGCGCAAUCCAGCUGGUAGCACCCCGGCGUUGAGCGGCAAAACCCCGCCCCGAGCGGCUUGCCCCGCCCCCUGCCCGUCACUCACUCAGCCCACCCAAUGGUGGCCGUGGGGGGCGGGGCUAGGCCUGAAAGCGCCGUGCGCCGAAGCUUGUGGCGUCAAUCCGCCCGCCGUGUCCAUGGAGAGAGGCUGAGGUGGCCGACCUUCGGCCCGAGGCAGCGGGGCGCCAGGACGGCGAAGAUGUCGGCUUCCUUAGUCCGGGCAACUGUCCGGGCUGUGAGCAAGAGGAAGCUGCAGCCCACCCGGGCAGCCCUCACCCUGACACCUUCAGCAGUAAACAAGAUAAAACAACUUCUUAAAGAUAAGCCUGAGCAUGUAGGUGUAAAAGUUGGUGUCCGAACCAGGGGCUGUAAUGGCCUUUCUUAUACUCUAGAAUAUACAAAGACAAAAGGAGAUUCUGAUGAAGAAGUUAUUCAAGAUGGCUUCAAACCUGUACUGCAUGUGACUGUCCUGAAUACUGUGCACAGUUCUAACACAAUGGAGUCAGAGUAUUCAUCGAAAAGAAAGCACAGCUAACACUUUUAGGAACAGAAAUGGACUAUGUUGAAGACAAAUUAUCCAGUGAGUUUGUGUUCAAUAACCCAAACAUCAAAGGGACUUGUGGCUGUGGAGAAAGCUUUAAUAUUUGAAAUCUCAGGACUCUUCUGGCCGUAGGUUCCAGGAAAGCUCAUGGAAGCCUUGCUGCUCACUGCAGAAAUCAUGUGACUGUCACAUGCUGGAAAAUAAAGUGAUACAUCUUGAAAAUGAAGCCAGUGUGUUGGAUUCCAGAAGAAAUGAUAUUUGUAUUCUCUGUAGGGGACAGAAAGUGAGAAGCCAUCACGCUCUCUGGAUCAUGUAGGUCUCUUGCAUCCUUUGUUUUAGAACCAGCUUCAUUAAAGUUGCCUUCCUGGGCACCUGUCUAUCCA
Piliocolobus tephrosceles (Ugandan red Colobus) is the source of this 1023-nucleotide messenger RNA. RefSeq names its product iron-sulfur cluster assembly 1 (gene ISCA1). The transcript is spliced from 5 exons. Gene Ontology annotation, molecular function: 2 iron, 2 sulfur cluster binding. The record is from RefSeq and is a predicted model, not a curated record. Lineage: Eukaryota; Metazoa; Chordata; Mammalia; Primates; Cercopithecidae. Gene Ontology annotation, cellular component: mitochondrion; cytoplasm. The coding region runs from base 158 to 634 and encodes 158 amino acids. Gene Ontology annotation, biological process: iron-sulfur cluster assembly.